AUAUCAGAGCCGCAUCGUGAGUGAUGCUCAAGGUACAUGAACAGAAUUAUCCCCAAACGAAACAAGAACAGUAGCAGCAGCAGUUGCAACUCUCUCAUUCUAUCGGAUGUGAAGUAUUGGUAAUCAGCCCCGGCUGGUCGAGGAUCCGUUCCGAUAACCCCGGCUUCGCCGACCAACAACCAACCGAGCGACCCAGAAACCUGGUUUAGCAAGUUCCAGUUCCCAUAUAAACCCCAUCAUGUGGCUCACAGGCUGCCAGCAAGUCAUGUCCAUGAUUACGGGGUUUACUGAGGUGGUCUUCCUUCGUUACACCGAUUCCAGUGAUUGAGUUUCGGCGUUGUUCUCAGCAAGCGCUCGAUUGUACAGUACAUACGAGCGCGGAGGAUUCCACGAUGGUUCACAUGGAUGCUUCAGGCAUGGGGGAUGCACCCCAGCAGCAGCAGCAGCAGCAGCAGCAGCCCAGCUCCCCCCUCACCACCAGCAUGGCGAACCCCGCCUUCAACAGAGACACCCACCUCGCCGAAAAGCUCGCCGCGCUACAAGCCCACGGCGUCAGCGCGCAAUCGCUCCCGGCCUCCGACGAAUCCGUCCUCUACCUCGCCUACGGCUCGAACCUGAACUCGCAAACCUUCCUCGGCAUGCGGGGCAUCCGCCCUCUCUCGCAGACGAACGUCGUCGUCCCCAGUCUGUGGCUCACCUUCGAUCUCCCGGGCAUACCGUACGCGGAGCCGUGUUUCGCGGCGACGAGGCCCCAGCAGAAGGAAACAGACCCCUCCCUCCCCCUCCUCCCCACCACCACCACCACCACCCACAAAUCUCCCACAGGAGGAGAACCAGACUACAGCCCGCGCAUGCCGCUCGUCGGCGUCGUCUACGAAGUCACCCUCGCCGACUACGCGCGCAUCAUCGCCACCGAAGGCGGCGGCCGCGGCUACAUCGACACCGUGAUCGACUGCUACGCCUUCCCCACGACCUACAACCCCCAAACGGACCCGGUCCCCGAACACCCCGGCACCGUGCCCUUCCAAGCCCACACGUUACUGUCCCCUGGUGCUGCCGCCGCUAUCACCACAACCACAACCACAACCACAACCCCAACGCCAGCAUCCAAAUCCAAAACCCCCACCCGCCCCAAUCCCUUCUACGCCCAGCCCUCGGCCCGCUACCUGGGCCUCAUCCGCGCCGGCGCCGCCGAGCACAACCUGCCCCGCGCGUACCGCGCCUAUCUGGCCGGGAUCCGGCCGUACCGGAUCACGACGCUGCGGCAGCGGGCCGGGCAGGUCGCGUUCCUGGCGGCGUGGGGGCCCGUGGUGAUGGGGCUGAUCGGGCUGGGGCGCGCGCUGGCCGGCCCGGAUGGGCGGCAUCCUGGGUGGUUGGUGCGGGCGCAGGACGCGGUGUUUGGGGCCAUGUGGCGGUCGUAUGAUUCGUUUUUUGUGGGGGUGUUUGGGGAUGGGGAGCGGACGGUGGGGGUACAUGUCUCAACGCUCACCAUACAUACAAUCUGGGAUAAUCAGCAGCUACAUAGCUCCCACCCUUUUUUCUACAUGUAUCCGAGAGCGAGGGAAGAGUGA
Molecule: messenger RNA, 1571 nt
Organism: Aspergillus japonicus CBS 114.51
Lineage: Eukaryota; Fungi; Ascomycota; Eurotiomycetes; Eurotiales; Aspergillaceae
Exons: 3
Coding region: 393-1571 (392 amino acids)
Molecular function (GO): gamma-glutamylcyclotransferase activity
Source: RefSeq, a predicted model, not a curated record